ACUACAUGCACAGCAAAUGAGUGUGUAACAUCAGAUCAUCAGUGCAGUGACCGUGUGGGGGAUAUUUAGGUAACUGAGUCUCUUUAGCUACAGGGAAGGCAGGAAAAGGCAUGAGCAAGACCUCGGAAUAAUGCAAGGACACAGAAUUUGGGUGAUUUUGGCCUUAACAUGGCUUUUCUGCUCCGGCUCACAUUCGAGUGAGCAGACCAGGCUUCAGUGUGAUGAUCCAAAUGUGCAAGAUGCCGUGGUUUUGGUUCUUGUAGCGCACAAUAAAGAGUUAACUGAGGGAAACCAGCUGGCUCUGUAUCAGAUCCUUGAGGCUGCAAAGACCCAGAAUGAAUCAGGGGAAGUUCUCUCAGUACAUUUUACAGCGAGGGAAUCUGACUGUGCAGCAGGAGAAGAAAAAUCCUGGCAGGAAUGUGACUAUCUGCAAGAUUCCUCAAAGCUGCUCAGACAUUGUCGUGCAAAACUCCUGCUGAAAGAAACAAAUGAGAUCUUUGCACAACACUGUUCAGUGGAGCCCCCUCUCGUUGCAGAGCCGCGUCCCCCCUGUCUAGGCUGCCCUGAGAGUAUCAAUGUGUACAGUGAGGACAUUAAGGAGCCUCUGAGUUACUCCAUCUCCAAAGCCAACAUACAGAAUGAGCACACACACCAUUUCCUCUUCAGCUCUAUUGCCUGGGCCACGAGACAGGUGAUAGCUGGAUUCAGAUAUCGGCUCCGGUUUGACCUGCAGAAAAGUAACUGCACUAAAGAAAGCUUUAAGGACAUUACUGAGGAGUGUCACCCAGACCAUACAGAGCCGGCAUUCAUCAACUGCAACUCGACUGUGGAUGUGGCCCCAUGGAGACAUGAGCUCCCUGACAGUAGCGUGAACUGUGAACCUGGACGUUUAAAAACGGGCUUUGUAACACGCAGACGUCCUCCUGGCUGGAGUCCACUGAGGAACAUUCAUGACUUUGCGGCCAAACCUACAAAAGACAAAUCAUCUGAAGAAUCUCAUGAGGGAAAAACACUGUGUGUCACUCCUACAAAAAGUCAAAACCCAAAUACAGAUUCUAAGCCCUCACACCCAACAGCUGUGGUGCUCACACCCAAUGCCACUUCCUUUAUCUGUCCUAGCAAACCAUGGAAAGUUUUUGAUGUCAAAAUUGCUGUUCCUCCUCGUCCUCCUCCUCCUCCUCCUCGUCCUGACCCUGUGCAGGUGGGCUUCGCUGAUAAAGAUCUGAUCGAUAUCGUUAAUGAGUAAUCAAGUCAAAUCACAUAAAAUUUUAUUUGUCACAUACAUAACCAUACAUAGUAUGACACACAGUGACGUCCACAGGAUCUACAUUCAAAUCCCUCUUUUAUCGAAUUUUGAAUCUAGAGUCUUGUUGACAUUUCUAUACAAAAUAUUGCAGUAAUGUAGAGUGAAUUGUUAUACUAAAUAAAGAGGAAAACACACAACUUUA
Ictalurus punctatus (channel catfish) is the source of this 1448-nucleotide messenger RNA. It is a transcript of the gene kng1, whose product is annotated as kininogen 1. The coding region runs from base 131 to 1246 and encodes 371 amino acids. Lineage: Eukaryota; Metazoa; Chordata; Actinopteri; Siluriformes; Ictaluridae. Gene Ontology annotation, biological process: negative regulation of endopeptidase activity; negative regulation of blood coagulation; positive regulation of cytosolic calcium ion concentration. The record is from RefSeq and is a predicted model, not a curated record. The transcript has 7 exons. Gene Ontology annotation, cellular component: blood microparticle; extracellular region. Gene Ontology annotation, molecular function: cysteine-type endopeptidase inhibitor activity.